AUGGCUGCAAUUGGAAUAGAUUUAGGAACAACAUAUUCUUGCGUUGGUGUCUGGCAACAUGGGAAUGUGGAAAUCAUAGCGAAUGAUCAAGGGAACCGCACUACUCCAUCUUAUGUUGCUUUUACGGACACCGAGCGACUCAUAGGAGAUGCCGCUAAGAAUCAAGUGGCUUUGAAUCCAAACAAUACAAUAUUCGAUGCGAAACGCCUCAUUGGUCGUAAGUUUAAUGACCCCAAGAUACAACAAGAUCUGAGGCAUUGGCCAUUUAAAGUAGUAAACGAUGGUGGAAAACCAAAAAUUCAAGUUGAAUAUAAAGGUAAAACAAAACGUUUCGCCCCAGAAGAAAUUAGUAGCAUGAUUCUCAUUAAGAUGAAGGAUAUUGCAGAAGCCUACUUGGGAAAAAAUGUCAAGAAGGCUGUUAUUACUGUACCCGCUUACUUUAAUGAUUCCCAAAGACAAGCUACUAAAGAUGCUGGAGCAAUUGCUGGGCUAAACGUGCUUCGGAUCAUAAACGAACCAACAGCUGCUGCGUUAGCUUAUGGUCUAGAUAAAGAUCUCAAGGGCGAGCGCAACGUGUUGAUAUUUGACCUUGGAGGAGGAACUUUUGAUGUAUCAAUCCUGACAAUUGAUGAAGGUUCUUUAUUUGAAGUUAAAGCAACUGCCGGGGACACCCAUCUUGGUGGUGAAGAUUUUGAUAGCAGGCUGGUUAAUUUUCUUGCUGAUGAAUUUAAACGAAAGCAUAAGAAGGACUUACGAAUGAAUCCGAAGUCACUCCGACGUCUUCGAACUGCAGCUGAAAGAGCAAAGCGUACACUAUCUUCCAGUAGUGAGGCAAGCAUUGAGAUCGAUGCUCUCUAUGAAGGGAUCGACUUCUUUUCAAGAGUGUCUAGAGCACGAUUUGAAGAAUUGAACUCAGAUUUGUUUCGCACUACUUUAGAGCCUGUUGAGAAAGCUUUGAACGACGCAAAACUAGAUAAGAACUCUAUACAUGAUAUUGUGUUGGUAGGAGGAUCUACUCGUAUACCUAAAAUACAGAGCUUGCUACAAAAUUUCUUCAAUGGAAAGAAGUUGAAUUUGUCUAUUAACCCUGAUGAGGCAGUUGCUUACGGAGCAGCAGUACAAGCGGCUAUUUUGAGUGGUGAACGUCAUUCUAAAAUCCAAGAUGUUCUUUUAGUAGAUGUGGCGCCUUUGUCUUUAGGUAUUGAAACGGCCGGUGGCGUCAUGACAGCUAUUGUUGAACGAAACGCAAAGAUACCUUGCAAGCAUUCUCAAACUUUUACCACUUACUCAGACAAUCAGUCAGCGGUCACCAUUCAAGUUUAUGAAGGUGAAAGAGCAAUGACAAAAGAUAAUAAUUUAUUGGGAACAUUCGAUCUUACUGGAAUUCCCCCAGCACCACGUGGUGUACCUCAAAUAGAUGUUUCAUUUGACAUAGACGCUAACGGAAUUCUCAACGUUUCUGCGAAAGAAAACAGCACUGGAAAAAGCAAGAACAUAGUCAUAAAGAAUGAUAAAGGUCGCUUGUCUCAAGCUGAGAUUGAUAGAAUGUUGUCUGAUGCUGAGAAGUAUAAGGACGACGAUGAGAAACAGAGAGGCCGCGUGCUAGCAAGAAAUAAGUUGGAAACUUACGUGUUCAAUGUCAAGCAAGCGAUUGACGAUGCGGGGAGCAAGUUGGGCGAAAUGGAAUGUGCUAAGAUCCGUCGUAAGUGUGAUGAUACUUUACGCUGGCUGGAUAGUAACUCGCUGGCUGAACAGGACGAGUAUGAAGCGAAGUACAAGCAAGUUUCUCAGGAGUUCACUCCGAUUAUGAAGAAAAUCCACGGGUCUUCUUCAAAGUCAGGGCAAGGCGGCAGCGACGGACCAGUCAUCGAAGAAGUUGACUAG
Molecule: messenger RNA, 1884 nt
Organism: Spodoptera exigua (beet armyworm)
Lineage: Eukaryota; Metazoa; Arthropoda; Insecta; Lepidoptera; Noctuidae
Source: the annotation of a GenBank genome assembly